This is a messenger RNA of Penicillium verhagenii, 255 nucleotides long. RefSeq lists its product as uncharacterized. The record is from RefSeq and is a predicted model, not a curated record. The transcript is spliced from 2 exons. Lineage: Eukaryota; Fungi; Ascomycota; Eurotiomycetes; Eurotiales; Aspergillaceae. Bases 1 to 255 code for a protein of 84 amino acids.
AUGGCUGCAAUCUCAAUAGUGGGCAGAGAUGUCGCAUCUUCAUCUGUCAAUGACAAUCAUAUCGCCCAGAUUCUGUCCGUGCAAACCAUCUUCACAUUUUCAGCUGUCACGGCCGUCGCCUUGCGUCUCUAUGUUCGUAUCAAACUGAUCAAGAAUCCUGGAUACGAUGACUUGUGUAUGUCGGUUGCUGCAAGGCAUGAAUUCAAGAUGAUGGUAUCGGGGCUGCGCACGAAAUGGGACCUGGAUAUGCGCUGA